GGAUAGCAAAGGUAGUGUCCUCUAUCGCGAAGGAGUCACUGCGGCUGAACCGAAAGGAACAAGCUGGACUGUUAUCGAUAAACUCCCGCUCGAAAACGAUGCCGCCGUUCAAAUAGACGUUAGCGAAAAGAGUGGAAUAUGCGUGGUCACCAAAAACCAUCUUAUAUUGUGUCGCGGAAGCGUGAACACUUUGAAUCCAAAGGGAUUUGGUUGGCAGAAAAUGAUUGGAAAAUUGAAGUCUCUCUCGUGCGGUGGGCUAGGUUGCUGGGGUAUUGGUCAGAAUGGUGCCAGAGUUUGGUUCCGCACCAGCCUUGUCGGAGAUUCUAGGUGGGAAAUGAUCAAGGAGGCCGUGUUGACCACCGUCAGAGCGGGUGGAGAUGGUAGCGUUUGGGGUAUCAAUGCGAAUGGUUACCUCUUCGAAAGACAGGGCGUGUCCGUAACGUUGCCGCAAGGAAAGAGCUGGGUUCGAGUGGCCUUGAGCAAACAGUUUCAAGACAUUUCGAUUGCUGAGGGCGUUCUCUUUGCUGUAUCCACGACCGGAGCGGUUUACGAGUCUUCACCUGUGACCACUGGCCGUUUGCCUGCGAUAAGUACAACUACAACGACAACCACUGGACCAACCAUCAUUGGAGGUCCUGGGUCUCUGCCCAUCAACAACAAUCAGAAAUCGGUGGACACUGCAAUCAACAAUGCUGUUGCUACGGUCACAAUUACUGCGUCAGACUACGAAUCCCUUAUCGACGAAAACGAGGAAAAAUUCGACGGCACACGUUUUAUAAAGUACACAAAGAGCAGUGUAAGCUUCCUAUCGAGCGAUUUUUCUCUCGCCGUCCUGUUUAAAACGACCACAGCGGGAACCCUGAUCUCGAAAACUAGUGUCACGUGGACCGCGGGGAAUAUUGCGUUCAUGAUCAGCGUCACUGGAACGGUCAGUUUUCAGAUCAACGGCGUCGGAGCCGUCACUGGAACGACAAAAAUCAAUGAUGGAGCAUGGCACGAAGCCGCCAUUGUGUUCUCAUUUAAAGAGAAAUCCUACAAGCUGUUCGUUGACGCCAAAAUGGAGGCCCAGCAAGUGAUCGCAGGCCCAAUCCCAUCGGAUCGUUCAGUGAAAACGAUAUACAUAGGGAAUACUCCAGGUUUUCAACCGCAGACAGCGGCUUUCUUCAACGGUUAUAUGAAAGAAAUGCGCUACUAUCGUUCCACAUACUACAUUCUGUUCGCGGCAAAGGGUGGAAUACUUGGCGAGAUAGCUCGUACCAAAGUUUCAGUAACUCCUCCGUCAGCCACGGUUAUCAAGCCAGUUGUUCAACCAGUUGCUCCUAUACCAACUACACAGCUUACCUUUGUCACUACACAGCGAUCAGCCCGUCUUGACCUUGCUUUCCUUGUGGAUGGUUCAAGCAGUGUUGGUCAGCAAAAUUUCAUCCAAUUCCUGAGUGUCGUUAAAGGAACAUACCACGCUUUUCCUGUCAGUGAAGAGGAGAUCCGAAUCGCACUUAUUGUCAUCUCCAACGCCGGAAAAGUCGUCUUCAAUUUCGACAAAGACUCGGAAAUGACCGAAAUCGACAAAAAUGUCGAUUACGUGACCUUCCCAGGCGGAAGUCGUAACGUCGGGAACGCGUUAUCCGUCACCAUACGAAACGUCUUGGCGACUACCGGAAGACGCGGCAUGGUUCCUCAGAUUCUCGUAUCGAUUUUGGCGGGAAAAUCAAGUGAUGACGUCAAGGCCAUGGCAACGGAGCUUCACCGAGCCAAGGUUACGUCGAUUGCCGUCGGAGUUGGCUCGGUGAUUAACCAGGAUGAGCUGAGAUUGAUUGCGAGUGAUGGACAGAACGUGAUCGUAAACUCGGAUCUAUCGAAACUGGUCACGGUCAUUCCUGAUAUCGUGAGGAAAAUUAACGCAGCUUAUGGAUCAAGUAUCGGACUUAUUCCGGUCAUGGUUGAUGCCAACCUACCUCCUUCGACUGCCCAGACCGCAAAACCUGCCUUGCCUCAGAAACCUCUGGAAAAUCGCCUGCCACUUUUGUGUAAGACGAAAGUGGACCUCGCCUUCCUGGUCGAUGGCUCGGCUAGCGCGGAAUACAACAGCCGUGGUGGAUUUCGCCGAAAUCUUGGCCUGGUCAAACAGUUUGCACGAGAGUUCAUCGUGUCUCCAAACGAUGCGCGCUUCGGAUUGGUCGUGUUUGCGUCGGAAGCUAGCGUCGAGUUCACCUUCGAGUCGCACAAUACCCGCGAUAGUCUCAUUGCUGAUAUCAACAAGAUCAAAUUCCCCGGCACUGCUACCUACCUUGGCGGUGGGCUGACUAUGGCAAAUGAUGAUCUGUUCCCCAAAGCUCGCGCAGACGCGAAAAAGAUACUCGUAGUUCUUACAGAUGCUCUUAGUCACGAUGAUAUCGAGACACCAUCUCGAGCAAUCAAAAAACGCGGAGUUGAGGUAUUCACGGUCGGUGUGGGGAUACGACAGGAUGAUAGGAUACUCAAGGAGAUGGCCUCCGAGCCGAAAGCUAAGCAUUUCUUCUCAACACCACAUCCAGCCAGAUUAACUGACGUCUUACACGCGAUAAAGGAGAAGUUUUGUUUCGAAUAUGUGGUCGGGCCAAGUCCUGGACCGGGUCCAGCGCCAAUCCCUGUGAAGCCUAUACCUGGUGGACCAGUGUUGCAAAUUGAUAUUGGAUUCCUUAUCGAUGGAUCGACCCGCGUCACAAGCCUCAACUUCAAGUAUAUCUUGGAAUACGUGAAGAUGAUCGUUCAUGCUUUUCCCGUCUCCAAAGAAGGUAUUCAUGUUGGAUUGGGCGUCAUUUCAAGCAAAGGAAACGUCAUUUUCGGUUUCAACAAGUACACUGACUCCUUAUCAAUGGACCCGGCCAUCGACGCCACAGUCUACCCAGGCGGUAACUCGGCCGUCGGUGAAUCUAUGGCGAAAAUCAAGGACGAUUUAUACGUGACGAGUUCGAGAUCAGGGGCGAUCAAGAUUCUCAUCGUCAUUCUCGGCGGGAAAUCGUCUGAUGACGUCACCAUACCAAGUCAGGAUCUCAAGACCGCUGGAAUCAACCGCGUGUUCGUGAUCGCAAUCACAAGUGAUACCGACAAAACGGUCUACACUCCCCCAGCUGCGGUCCCAAAUGAUGUAAUCAUAAUUGGCACAUAUGUUACUAUCAAGAUUACAGCACAAAUACUGGUGGAUCGCAUAAAUACCGUUGUUGGAAAGAAUAUUGGUGUUUUGCCCGGCGUUCCUGGUACCCCUGGAGUCCCUGGUGGGCCUGGUGGAAGAGCAACAGCCGCCAUUGAUCUUGGUUUCAUCAUCGACGGCUCCGAUACCAUGGGCGAAGGCAACUUCAAACGUGCGUUGCAGUUUGCUCGAGAUAUCGUCAACGCGUUCCCCGUUUCCCUCGAGGGUGUCCACGUGGGCCUGGUCGUGGUGUCAAAUGAUGCGAUGUUAAUAUUCCACUUCAGUCUUUACAACUCGAAGUCCGUUGUUGGCGCAGUUAUGCUACAAACUCCGUACAGAGGUGGUAGUUCAGCCACAGGCGCUGCGAUCAGUAAAGCAAAGACAACACUCUUCGAUGCUUCAAAACGGGAGGCGGUUAAGGUGUUGGUUUUAAUUCUUGGCUCAAGUUCGUCCGACGAUGUCCGUGUUCCUAGUGAUACCAUCAAAGGUAGUGGUGUGAAAACCAUCGCAGUUGGUACGGAUAGUACUGUUCCCGUCGAUCAACUGAACAUCAUCGCUAUUGGAGGCGAUGCUGUCAUAACUACAACCACCAUUGUCAAGAUUAAUACCAUUCUACAGCCUGUUAUUGAUAAAAUCAACGAUGUGAUUGGACAGCCUAUCGGUGUUGGCCCCACUGGCCCACCGUCGCCUCCAACCCCACCUGUUUCAGAGGAGCAUCUCUACACUGUGACGGUGUACACAGGCUCCGUGAGAGGAGCGGGCACUAAGUCAAAUGUUUAUCUUACCAUAUAUGGUAAGAAGGGAAGCACCAAUGAAGUUAAUCUGAAGAAAGGAGGAAAGAAACUGUUUGAGAAGGGACAAACUGAGGAAUUCAAAUUGGAAUCCUUGAACCUUGGGCAGUUGAUCAAAAUCCGCAUUCGUCACGAUAAUUUGGAUGGCGAUGGUUGGUUUUUGGAGAAGAUAACCGUGAAAGACGAAAAGACUGGUGCAUUUUACAUAUUCACCGCUGGACGAUGGCUGGACAGCAAACAGGAAGACAAGAAAAUCGAUAUAUUCAUUCUUGUGGAUAAAUCAUUGGUUCCUGGAGGCCCAGGUGGUGAAAAAAAGGCUGCUGAUAUUGGCAUCAUCUUGGAUGGAUCGAAAGGUUUCCGGGAAGUUAACUUUAGGCGACAGUUGGAGCUUGUCAAGCUCAUCGUUCAAUCGUUCAGAGUCUCUUCAGAAGAAGUACACUUUGGCAUCGUCGUUACGGCAUUGAAACCGGAGGUUGUGAUUCAAUUAGACCAGUACACUGACUCGACAACCCUCCAGGCAGCCGUGGAUAAAAUCUCAUACCCAGCAGGAAGGCGAAAUACUGGUGCUGCCAUCAAAUUGGCGCAGACCGAGCUCUUCGCAAAAGCCCGCGAUGGCGUCCCCAGGGUCUUAAUCGUGUUCGUCGGCGGACGAAUGAAGGACGCAACGCUAGAGACUGCUGAGACGGUUAAGAAAACAGGCACCAAACUGGUUGUAAUAGGAAUAAGCAAAAAAGUCGAUCCCGUUGUUAAGGAAUUGAAGUCGAUUGCGUCCAUGCCUAAUUUUGUUAUCAUUCAACAAUAUCAAAUUUACAUCACGGCAAUUAUUGCUCCUUUGGUCGACAAGAUAAACGAAGCUAUUGGCUACCCAUUAGGACGGCCACCAAAUCCACUUGUUGGACCCGACGGCGCACCAAUUGUUCCAUUUGAUUUGGGCUUCUUGGUUGAUGGAUCAAGGUUUGUCGGAAAGCAUCGUUUUAAUCUGCUUAUGCAGUUUGUAAAAUAUAUUUACAAACCUUUUGCUGUAUCGCGAAAUGGCGUUCACGUUGGUUUGGUUGUAUUCACCGAUACUGGAAAACUCCAGAUUGGCUUGAAGGACCAUUUUAGCCAAGUCGCACUCGAUAAAGCUGUUAAUGAAGUUUCAUACCCAAGAGGAAGGGGGCAUUCACUUGGACAAGCUGUCAUUGACACGAAGAGAGUCCUCUUCGACGCAGGUGGUAGGAAAAAUGCACGAAAGGCUUUGGUAACUAUCAUUGUAGGAAAAUCUGAUGAUGAUCUUGUUUCGGGCGCUACAGCGCUGAAGACAGACGGAAUCACAUCGGUUGUAGUUGGAAUAGCUACGAAUAAUAAAAACCAGAUAGAGACUUUGGCAAGCUCGGCCAAACAUUACUACAUCGAUCUGAGAUAUCGCUUCUUGGCUGCUACUAUUGAUGGAGUCAUUGAAAAGAUCGGUGCACCGAUUCCUCUAGCACCAGAGCCAGGAAGUCCAGGAACAGGGGGAACAGGAGAGCCAGGAGGACCUGGUGGUCCAGGUGGCCCUGGCGGACCAGGUGGACCCGGUGGACCUGGAGGACCGGGCGGACCAGGUGUGCCAGGCACACCAGGUACCCCAGGACAUCCAGGUAAACCUGGAACUCCUGGCUCACCCGGAGGGCCGGGUGGACCUGGCGGUCCUGGGCAGCCUGGAGGCAUGGGCGGGCCAGGGGGUCCUGGUGGUCCUGGUGGUCCAGGUGGUCCUGGAGGACCAUGUGGACCUGGUGGACCAGGGGGGCCAGGUGGUCCAGUUGGACCUUUAUGUUCUCCUGGAACUCCAGGUGGUCCUUCUGGUCCAGGUGGGCCUGGAGGACCUGGUGGACCUGGUGGUCCAGGUGGUCCAGGAGGUACUAAUGGACCUACAGCACCGGGGGGACCCGGAGAGCCAGGUGGACCAUUUGGACCUGGAGGCACUGGCGGUCCUGGUGGUCCAGGUGGUCCAGGAGGACCUGGAGGACCUGGAGGUCCGGGUAUGUCUGGUGGUCCUGGAGGACCUAAUGGACCAGGUGGACCUGGAGGGCCAGGUGGACCUGGUGGACCCACUGUUCCAAGUGGACCUGGGCAACCAGGAAAUCCUGGUGGACCAGGUGGUCCUGGUGGUCCUGGAGGCCCUGGUGGACAGGGUGGCCCAAAUGGACCGGCUGGUCCUGGUGGUCCCAAUGCCAAUAUUCCGGGAACGCCAGUACAACCACCUAAUACAGGAGGCCCAGGUCAACCGGGGGGCCCUGGUGGCCCUGGAGGCCCAGGAGGGCCUGGUGGGCCAGGUGGACCUGGAGGUCCAGGGGGACCUGGUGGAGCUGGAGGUCCAACCCAACCGAGUAAACCAGGUAUACCAACAAACCCACCUGGUUCUCCAGGGGGUCCAGGGGGUCCAAAUGGUCCAGGAGGUCCAGGUGGUCCUGGAGGACCCGGAAUGCCAGGCGGGCCAGGUGGUCCAGGCGGCCCAGGUGGCCCUGGUGGUCCAGGUGGCCCUGGUUCACCUGGUGGAAAAGUGCCAGGAAGUCCUGGUCAACCAGGUGGUCCAGGAGGCCCAGGUGGACCAUCUGGACCUGGGGGACCAGGUGGGCUUGGUGGGCCUGGAGGACCAGGAGGUCCUGGUGGCCCUGGAGGGCCUGCAGUGCCAGGUAACCCAGGUGAUCCCGGUAGUCCUCAAGGACCAGGUGGACCAAGUGGUCCUGGGGGACCAGGAGGACCUGGUGGUCCUGCAGGACCUGAAGGACCUCUUAUGCCAGGAGGACCUGGAGGUCCAAAUGGUCCUGGUGGUCCAAAAGGACCUGGUGGGCCAGGUGGGCCUAAAACACCUGCUGUUCCUGGAAACCCUGGGCAACCAGGUGGUCCCGGAGGACCUGGUGGUCCUGGCGGACCUGGUGGACAAGGUGGACCUGGUGGACCAGGAGGCCCAACACCACCAGGGGGACCUGGAGAACCUGGUGGUCCUCUUGGUCCUGGUGGUCCAGGAGGACCUGGAGGUGCUGGUGGACCAGGCGGUCCUGGAGGACCUGGGGGACCAGGUGAUCCAGGAAAACCGGCAGUACCCGGAGCACCUGGAGGUCCGGGAAAACCUGGAAAACCAUCUGUACCAGCACAACCAGGACAACCUGGACAACCUGGUGGUAUUUUCGGUCCAGGUGGACCAGAAGGUCCUGGAGGACCAGGUGCUCCAGGUGGGCCAGGCAAACCCGGAGGAAUUGGAGGACCAGGUGGACCUGGUGGACCUGGAGGUCCUGGUGGACCUGGGGGACCUGGUGGUCCUGGUCAACCUGGUGGCCAAAAUGGCCCAACCCCUCCUGGAGGACCAGGUCAACCUGGUGGUCCUGGAGGACCUGGGGGACCUAGUGGUCCUGGAGGGCCAGGAGGACAAGGUGGGCCAGGAGGACCUGGUGGGCCAGGUGGACCUGGUGGUCCGGCUAUACAUCCAGGAAAGCCAAAGGAAGGAGAACCAGGAGGACCAAGUGGUCCUGGAGGACCUGGAGGACCAGGUGGUCCAAAUGGCCCAGGGGGACCUAAGGGCCCUCAAGGACCUUUGCAACCAGGUGGGCCUGGUGGACCGAAUGGCCCAGGAGGCCCUGGUGGUCCUGGAGGACCUGGUGGACCUGGUGUUCCAAGUACCACUGGAAAUCCUGGUAAUCCAGGUGGACCAGGAGGGCCUGGUGGUCCUGGUGGACCAGGUGGGAUUGGGGGACCUGGUGGUCCUAGUGGGCCAACUGUCCCUGAAGGCCCUGGACAACCUGGAAAUCCUCAAGGACCUGGAGGCCCUGGUGGGCCUGGUGGACCCGGUGGUCCAGGGGGUCUAGGAGGACCGGGAUCACCUGGAGGGCCAGGUGGCCCUGUUGUCCCUGGACAAGAAAAACCAACUACUCCAGGCACCCCUGGAAAACCUGGGCAACCUGGUGGUCCUCAAGGCCCUGGUGGACCUGGAGGACCAGGGGGGCCAGGUGGUCCUGGAGGUCCUGGAGGUCCUGGAGGACCUGGACAGUCUGGAAAACCAGGUCGACCUGGAACUCCUGGUGGACCAUUAGGACCUGGUGGUCCCGGAGGUCCUGGAGGUUUUGGAGGACCGGGUGGUCCUGGAGGUCCAGGGGGAAAGACUCCUCCUGGAGGACCUGGUCAGCCUGGAGGUCCGAAAGGUCCAGGAGGUCCUGGAGGGCCAGGGGGUCCAAAUGGACCAGGUGGUCCAGGUGGGCCUGAAGGCCCCUUGUCACCUGGUGGCCCAGGUGGCCCUAAUGGCCCUGGAGGUCCAGGUGGUCCUGGUGGACCAAAUGGUCCAACUCCACCUGGUGGUCCAGGUGAGCCAGGUGGCCCAUUAGGUCCUGGUGGACCACAGGGUCCUGGUGGCCCUGGUGGUCCGGGAGGUCCUGGUGGACCUGGUGGACCUGGAGGCCCUGGUGGACCUGCUGUUCCUAGUGCUCCUGGAAAGCCAGGAAAUCCUGGGGGUCCUGGAGGACCUAAUGGACCAGGUGGACCAGGAGGGCCUAGUGGUACAGGUGGUCCUGGUGGACCAGGUGGACCUGGUGGACCUGGAGGACCAGGAGGACCCUUUGGCCCUGGUGGUCCUGGUGGCACAGGGGGCCCUGGAAGCCCUGGGGGCCCUGGAGGACCAAAUGGUCCUGGAGGCCCUGGUGGGCCAGGUGGGCCUAAUGGCCCAUCUUUACCUAGUAGUCCUGGACAACCUGGUAGCCCAGGCGGACCUGGAGGCCCUACUGGUCCUGGUGGACCUGGUGGGCCUGGUGGACCUGGUGGACCAGGUGGGCCUGGAGGUCCAGGUGGACCUUCUGUUCCUGGAACACCUGGACAGCCUGGUAAACCUGGUGGCCCAGGUGGACCAAAUGGGCCUGGUGGACCUGGGGGACCUGGGGGACCAGGUGGACCUGGUGGACCAGGAAGUCCUGGUGGGCCUGGUGGACCUAAAGGUCCAGGAGGUCCGGGUGGACCUGGAGGUGAUAAUGGCCCUGCUGUUCCCAGUGGACCUGGACUGCCUGGAAAUCCUGGGGGACCCGGUGGACCUGGUGGACCUGGUGGACCUGGCGGACCUGGUGGGACUGGUGGCCCUGGUGGGCCAAGUGCACCUAAGGGACCUGGAAAUCCUGGAGGUCCAAAUGGCCCUGGUGGACCAAAUGGGCCAGGUGGUCCUGGUGGUGUUGGAGGACCUGGUGGACCUGGUGGCCCAGGAGGGCCAGGUGGUCCUGGUGGACCUGGUGGACCUGGUGGUAAAGGAGGCCCUGGCACACCUGGUGGCCCAGGAGGACCUAAUGGACCAGGUGGGCCUGGUGGACCUGGAGGUCCAAAUGGACCAUCAAUACCUGGAGGGCCAGGUAAACCUGGAAGUCCUGGGGGACCAGGAGGUCCUGGUGGGCCUGGUGGGCCUGGAGGGCCAGGAGGGCCGGGAGGACCAGGAGGAAAAACCCCACCUGGUGGUCCAGGAGAACCUGGUGGUCCAAGUGGUCCUGGGGGGCCAGGUGGACCAGGUGGACCUGGUGGACCUAGUGGACCUGGGGGGCCAGGUGGCCCAGGAGGACCAGGAAAACCAGGUGGGCCUGGUGGGCCUGGUGGGCCUGGGGGACCUGGGGGACCUGGUGGUCCCCAAGGUCCUGGUGGACCUGGUGGCCCAUCUCCACCAGGUGGUCCUGGCGAACCUGGAGGUCCGCUUGGUCCAGGUGGUCCUGGAGGUCCUGGUGGACCUGGGGGGCCAGGUGGACCUGGUGGACCUGGUGGUACAACACCUCCAGGUGGUCCAGGGAAACCUGGUGGCCCAGGUGGACCUGGUGGACCAAAAGGACCAGGUGGCCCUGGAGGACCUGGUGGGCCUGGUGGACCGCAAGGGCCACUAAGUCCCAGGUGGUCCUGGGGGGCCAAAUGGCCCUGGGGGCCCAAAUGGACCUGGUGGGCCAAAUGGACCAAAAGUACCCAGUGGUCCUGGGGAGCCUGGUAGCCCUGGUGGACCUGGAGGUCCAGGUGGAUCUGGUGGGCCUGGUGGGCCAGGUGGGCCGGGUGGGCCUGGAAGUAAGACACCACCCGGAGGACCUGGGAAACCUGGAGGUCCAAAUGGACCAGGCGGCCCUGGAGGACCUGGUGGUGCAGGUGGACCUGGUGGUCCUGGAGGCCCUGGAGGUCUUGGUGGACCUG
This is a messenger RNA of Dendronephthya gigantea, 10113 nucleotides long. Its product is annotated as collagen alpha-1(VII) chain-like. The record is from RefSeq and is a predicted model, not a curated record. NCBI's taxonomy places the organism in Eukaryota, Metazoa, Cnidaria, Anthozoa, Malacalcyonacea, Nephtheidae. The coding region runs from base 221 to 9919 and encodes 3232 amino acids. The transcript is spliced from 24 exons. Gene Ontology annotation, molecular function: protein binding.